AUGAGUACUUUGAGCUGGAACUGCCGUGGCUUGGGUAAUCCAUGGACAGUUCGGGAAGUUGAGGACAUGGUGUCCCGUAAGAAACCCGAUUUUGUAUUUCUGAUAGAAACCAAGGUUAACCGGGAUCAUGCAGAACGACUUCGGAUUAAGCUUGGUUUCGAUGGUCUUUUUAAUGUUGAUAAUUCUGGAUUGAGUGGAGGCUUGGCAUUGUUAUGGAGAACAAAUAAUACAGCAAGGUUAUUAAGCUAUUCUGAUAAUCAUGUAGACAUUGAAGUGAGUAUGCUGGGUUUUGAUAAAUGGAGGAUGACUGGUUUCUAUGGCUUCUCGAAACGUCCACAGAGAAGGGAGUCGUGGGACCUUAUUCAUUCAUUGGCCAAAAAAUCUGAUCUACCAUGGGUAAUCAUUGGAGAUUUUAAUGAUCUCUUAUUUCAGUAUGAGAAACGAGGAGGAAAUCCCCAUCCAGACAACUUGUUACGGGGUUUUGGAGAAACUAUUGAGGAGUGUGGUUUGACACAAUUGCCAAUGUCUGGAUAUCCCUUUACUUGGGAGAAGGGGAAAGGUACACCAAACUGGAUAGAGGAGCGAUUGGAUAAAGUUUUGGCCACUCAAGAUUGGAGGGAGUUGGUAGCUGAUGCAAAUGUGCAGAAUAUUUUAACCCGGAAGUCAGAUCACUCAGCUCUUUUCCUUGGGAUUCUCAAUCUUCGGGAGAGGAGGGGUGGCCUGAGAAGAGGUUUUCGAUUUGAGAUGGCAUGGCUACAUGAUGAAGGAUGUCGAGCGGUGGUGGAAAAAUCAUGGGGCGAAGGAAGAAGUAGGGGAUUACAGGAGUGUGUCACAUUAUGUGGUGAUCGGUUAACACGCUGGGGUAGAGACCGAUUCCAUAAGUUUGGUGAAAAAAUAUUGUGCUUACGUAAAGAACAGUUGCGCCUCAGAGGGUGUACGGAUCCAGUGUCUCUAGCCGAGUUUCAGAGAUUAGAGGAGUGCUUGACACGUGUUGAAUUACAGGAAGAUACUUACUGGAGACAGAGGGCCAAGCAGCAUUGGCUCAAGGAUGCGGAUGCAAAUACCAGGUUUUACCACAGUUCUCCUGCUAUUAAUGAUGAUUUCUUUGAGAGUAUACAACCACGAGUAACGGCUAUACAGAAUGAGGGGCUAUUGCGCCCAUUUGAGGAGAGUGAGGUAAAAUCUGCAUUAUUUUCAAUGUAUCCUGAUAAAGCACCAGGUCCGGAUGGGAUGAACCCCGGAUUUUACCAACACUUCUGGGAUGUGGUGGGCACUGAUGUUUCUUCUUAUAUCGUGAAUUGUCUGAAUACUUGCUCGUUACCUGGUAAAUUGAAUGAAACAAAUAUUAUUUUGAUCCCAAAGAAGAAAACCCCGGAGAUCGUCUCUGACUAUAGGCCAAUUGCUUUGAGUAAUGUCAUUUACAGGAUUAUGGCAAAGGUUAUUACAGCCAGAAUGAAACCACUAAUGGAGAAUAUUAUAUCUGAGUCUCAGAGUGCGUUUAUAUCUGAGAGACUAAUUACAGAUAAUAUCUUGAUAGCUGCGGAAGUUGGCCAUUAUUUAAACAGGAAGCAAUGUGGACUAACAGGUUUGGGGGCUUUAAAGCUGGAUAUGGCAAAGGCCUACGACCGUAUAGAAUGGUCUUUUUUGCAAAAAAUGCUAAUGGCUUUAAGAUUUGAUGAAAGAUGGGUGGAGUUGUUGAUGAUGUGUGUAACCACUGUGUCUUAUAGUGUACUAGUUAAUGGUUCACGGAGUGAUCAAAUAAUCCCGACUCGUGGUUUAAGACAAGGUGAUCCCCUGUCACCCUAUUUAUUCAUUAUUUGUGCUGAAGAGCUUUCACUAUUAUUACAACAGGCACAGGCGAAGGGAGAGAUACAUGGAUGUAGAGUUGCUAGAGGGGCACCCUCCAUUACCCACCUAUUUUUUGCUGAUGAUAGCUUGCUUUUUUUCAAAGCAAAUGCCCAAGAAGCGGGUGUGAUUAAAUGUUGUUUGUCAGAAUAUGAAAAAAUGUCUGGCCAGGUGGUCAACUAUCACAAAUCGAGUAUUUGUUAUAGUAAAAAUACAAGAGAUGAAACAAGGGAAGAGGUUGCCAAUAUAUUGGGAGUGGUGCAGACUCAGAAUUUUGGGAAGUACUUAGGGCUUCCAUCAUUUGUGGGCAGAAAUAGAAAGGCGGCAUUUUCUUAUAUUGAGGAUAAGAUAAGACAGAGAAUUAGCUCAUGGAAUAAAAAACUUUUAUCACAAGCAGGAAAAGAACGAACCAUGAAUCGAUACUGGUGGAGAUCGAAGAAUGAUCAGGGUAUUCAUUGGAAAGCAUGGGAUAAGCUGUGUAUCCCAAAGAAAUAUGGAGGAUUGGGGUUUAAAGAGUUGCGAGCCUUUAACCUUGCUAUGCUGGGUAAGCAAGCGUGGCGUUUUCUGACACAGCCACAAUCAUUGGUUUCAAGAGUCUAUAAAGCCAGGUAUUAUCCCACUAACUCUUUCUAUGAUGCAUGCUUGGGAAAUAACCCAAGAUUUUGUUGGCGAAGUAUUUUGGCAUCGCAGAAUUUGAUUUGUGGGGGAGUUAGACGCAGAAUUGGGAAUGGCAAAUCAACUUUUGAUAUGGGACCAUCCAUGGUUACAUGA
Messenger RNA from Ipomoea nil (Japanese morning glory), 2616 nucleotides. RefSeq lists its product as uncharacterized. The transcript has 3 exons. The record is from RefSeq and is a predicted model, not a curated record. Gene Ontology annotation, molecular function: catalytic activity. Lineage: Eukaryota; Viridiplantae; Streptophyta; Magnoliopsida; Solanales; Convolvulaceae. The coding region runs from base 1 to 2616 and encodes 871 amino acids.